CAUAUACCUCCAAGCAGCUUGUGUUGUCCACACUCACCACUCUGCACGGCUUUACCACCUCGCAACUGGAACUGUGCUUCUCACAGCAACCAGACGCCAAAGAGGGACCGCCAAACAUUCAUCUACGCACGUAGCUCCCGCCCAUUGGACCUGCCGAACGCGACGGGUAAGCGAUCCGGAUCUUAAACACCCCGACCAGGUCAGCUGUGGUCCUCUGGCAAGGAGAACGCAAUGUUCCGUAAUCGUAACAAGGGAAGAGGGAAUGGAGAGAGACCAGGUCCGGCCGCGAACGAUGCCAAUAGCGAUGCCGGUACGACGAAGGAGAAGAAACCUUUUGCUCAGAGGAAACCUGCCAACACCGCUUUCAGACAACAGCGUCUCAAAGCUUGGCAGCCCAUUCUGACACCAAAGACGGUGCUGCCUACCUUCUUCCUCGUUGGCUUGAUCUUCGCGCCUAUCGGCGCUGUGCUGUACUACUAUGCCAAUAAGGUCAGCGAGUUCACAAUUGACUACACAAACUGCCAAAACGCUGGUGCAGACUGGGUCGAGAUUCCAACAGACAAGUAUGACUAUCAGCUGGCGGGCAAGAACAGCUCAAAUUGGUCCAACCCUCAAUGGCGUUUUGCACCUGCGCCCACCGCGCCGAACGGCAGUCACUGCGAAAUUCAAUUUUCGGUGCCAGAGGAUCUGCAGCCUUCAGUCUUCUUGUACUACAAGCUGACCAACUACUACCAGAACCAUCGUCGGUAUGUCAAGAGCAUCGAUACGGAGCAACUUCUGGGCGAUGUCCGAUCGCCAAGUGAUCUUUCCAGCGGCAAUUGCAAACCUUUGGGCGCAGAAGGUGGUCAGGGUAUCUAUCCCUGUGGACUCAUCGCGAACAGCGUCUUCAAUGACACAUUCAGCCAGCCACAGCUGCUCAACCCAGGAGGAACAGACAGCAACUCGACAUAUGCAAUGACCGAUCGGGGCAUCGUUUGGCCUGGGGAGAAAAACAAGUACAAGCGCACUAAGAACGAUCCCAGCACACUCCUGCCGCCCCCGUUCUGGCGAGGCACUUUCAACAACUCACAAGGCCUUGCGUACAAUUAUCCGAAUGGAUACACGGCCGAGAAUCUCUUUGACCCUAGCGAGGACGAGCAUUUCAUGGUCUGGAUGCGCACUGCUGGUCUGCCGACGUUCCGCAAGCUAUACUACAGGAACGACAAUGAUGUGAUGCUCUCGGGUCGUUACUUGAUCACCGUCAACGACAACUACCCUGUUGCCAUGUUCCACGGCACCAAGUCUAUCGUUUUCAGUACCGUCACAUGGGUGGGAGGACGUAAUCUCUUCCUUGGAGCAGCUUAUAUCGCCGUCGCGGCCCUCUGCGUCCUGCUCGGACUCAUCUUUACAGCAAGGCACCUCAUCCGCCCCAGAAAGCUCGGAGAUCUCAGUCUGCUCAGCUGGAACGACAAUUGACUUGGCUAGCAUCCUGCUCUGGUAAGCUAUCUGGACGUGUCUGGUAGACCGCCCCUUCUAUGACGAUUGUGCUCUCGUUGCGUUCCUCAGCGCUCGCGCAUCGCGGAAUCACUGGAACCGUGUAUUUCCUUUCUUGUGUUUACUUUUCUCCCGACCUUGCUCGAUCACACGUUUGACUGGCCCCCCGCGCUUGUGUGUUCGGUUCGUCAUUGCCGAUCUUCCUCUCUUGAGCCAAGUAAUACGAAUGUACUCUGCACGAAAUAUAGGCGACUAGAUCGAUCAUGCUUUAGCGCUUUGGACG
Molecule: messenger RNA, 1756 nt
Organism: Ceraceosorus guamensis
Lineage: Eukaryota; Fungi; Basidiomycota; Exobasidiomycetes; Ceraceosorales; Ceraceosoraceae
Product: Lem3/Cdc50
Exons: 7
Coding region: 232-1455 (407 amino acids)
Cellular component (GO): endoplasmic reticulum; plasma membrane; Golgi apparatus
Source: RefSeq, a predicted model, not a curated record